This is a messenger RNA of Sabethes cyaneus, 3083 nucleotides long. RefSeq lists its product as uncharacterized. Bases 535 to 1698 code for a protein of 387 amino acids. The record is from RefSeq and is a predicted model, not a curated record. Lineage: Eukaryota; Metazoa; Arthropoda; Insecta; Diptera; Culicidae. The transcript is spliced from 4 exons.
GCUUGGUUGCUUGAUUGUUGUCGUUUAAGGAAAUCAGAACUCAGAAGUUGGGCAGUAGUGGCAAUUGCAGUGCUCGUAAUUUAUGCUACUAUUGAAAAAAGUGUUUUUCGGUGUGCAAUGUAGCAUAGAUCUGCGAUAAACGUUCUUGUUAAAAAAAGGCCGUGAGUGUAACAAACAGGAGAAAAUCUAACGAUAUAUUGAUUGCGGAAAUUACGCUGUAGUUUGUAUCGUCGAACCGACGAAAAUCGUCUCAUGACUGGCUAGCUGAGAAGGUGAUAAAAAAACGCUGUUGAACUGGCCUCUAGGUAGGAAAACCAGUGAGCGACUAUCCGUAUGCAGUGGUGUUGUUGGUCGCCUGACCGCCAGCAAGGGACAUUCAAAACGAAAGUGAACGCGAACAUAAAAAGAUCGUUUCUCGCAAGUUGACAGUGCAAGUAAAUGAAGUCAGUAUCACAACGCAAAUCAGUUUCGAACAAUAGUUGAGAGUUUUUUCGAGAUAAUUCACGUGGUGUGCCAUAACAAACAGCUGAGGCUAUGAUUAAAAUAAAUCGAGCGACUGGGGCCUACGCCGCCUUGGUCUCCGUUGUGUCUGGAACUAUCAUGUGGUUCAACUUCCGUCCACUAGGAAUAUUUUUCGUUUCUGGCUUGGUGAUGUUUUGGUGUCGGCAGUACGCCAAUCUUCGCCUCCAAAUGACACCUUUGGUGGAGGAAAAACUACGAAACGUGUGCCAGCGUGCGCUCCAGCUGCGAACGCAGAAGCCCAGCCUGUUUUGUGCUAUCGUUUCCACCUUCUUGAUCCUGUUGGCUAUUAUCGGUCACGUGGUCUCCGGGGCAUGCAUCGUGAUCGCACUACUGGUGAUUUCCAUUGUAGUCUCGACAAAGUAUGAUAUCAAAAUAGUUGUCGAUCGUGAACGAGCCACUUCCGCACUAUCAGCAAAUUUAUUGGAUCAAGAGGUGGAAGAAUUUCUGCCAGAAAUCAACGAAACUAAUGCAUCGCUACUCAUGCAGAUCGGCGAUGGAGGUGACGUUAGUGCUAUGUACAAAACGGAAAGCACCAACAGUGGCGAAGACGGCAAAGACGGUGGCAACGUCGAUGGCGAUGAAGACGAUGACACCUACUCGGAUUUGCUGAUUCCUCAAAAUAGUAUCCAGGAGUUGGAUGAGGAGCAAUCGAAUGAGUCCAGCAGCGACGAAUUCUUGCUCGGUAGUAGUAGUGGCCACAAGCCAGUACAGGCAGAGGUGACUUCCUCCGGAGAAAUACGGUUCAAGAGCAGCCAUUUCAAUGCAAAUACAUCCUCCGACUCGGAUGAUAGCAUAUCGCGAGGAUUGAGCUUUGAUGACGUUCCCGACAGCAGCAGGAAAAAAAGCAAUUUUUCUCACCAUAACUCACAGUACGAGUUGCAGCAGCAGCAGCAUUUGGAGCAACAGCCAGCGCAACAUCAACUGUCGGAUCAGUUGCCAAGUUUGGCCGGUAAUCUGCUCGCCAGCAGUAUGCUAAACUAUCUUAGUUCCGCAAUGGCCAAUGCUUCUCAAAUGAGUCAGUCACAGCCAGCGCCAAGUACUCGCGUGCCGAAAUACAACCGUAUGAGUGCAUCCGCUGCCGGCAGCAGUAGCAAAGUAACCUACGGAGAUUCUACCGAUGAAGACGAAGAUAGCGAUUUUGAAAUGUUGAACCCGGACGAAUUGAGCAAUGCAUAAGUUUUGUAUAGCGUCUAAAACCGCUGAACCGACGAACAAGGUAUUUAUUUUAGGUUUGAUUUUUAUUUCUAAAAGCUUAUGAUUUAUGCAGUUUAGUACCAGACGUAGUGGUACACAAGAGUUACCAACAAUUCAUGUUUCUACACAUUUAAAUAUUUUAAACCAAAUUACGAGAGAACUUUUCAUAUAAAUUGAAUUUUUCGUAAUCUGUGAGAUGUUUUGUCACAAACUUUAUCCUACAUCCCAAGUUUUCCCAUACUAUUGCGGAUAGUGCAGUAAUAAUCCGAUUUGCUUAGAUUUCGGUUGUUUAACUUCGAAAAGUCUAAUGGACAUUUCACUGAUGUUUUAUUUUCAAUUUAGUUACUUAUAAUUUUUCUUUAUUAGGUAUUAUUAUUUUUUUUAUUUCAUUAAAAUUAAAAAUCAACGGCUUCACUAGCUGUUUGGUUCUGCAUUAUGAGCAAUGUUUUAGUAGAAGCCAUGACUUUUUGAACUAACUUUGCUAUAAUAAUUUGAAAACACUGUCACCGCCUCCCGUUUGAAUACAAAAUAUAUCUUUAAGAUAGCAACGUAUUCUUGAAUACGUUUUUAAAAUCAUUUGAGUGUUUUGCUCGGAUUCGUUCGACGGUAUGAUUAAAGUAUUCAAUAGUAAGAGUUUGCAUCUGUCAUGCUUUAAUAUAUCCUAGUUGCUGGUGUAUUUUACCAUACGCGUCUAGCGUAAAACUAAGCGUAGCGCAUACCUACCAGUUCCACAGAUUGUAAAGCCCAAAGGUAUAGAUGAAUUUAUGAUAUUCACCACAACGGCAAUAUAAUAACACUAGUCUUCAGAAUUAAAUCACAAUGAAUUCUACUGUGGCUAUUCUCAUCACAAUUCCGGCGCAACCAACCAACAGAUAUAUUCAUUUAAAAAGCCUUUUGAAAACUUUGGUAACCAAAAAAAAAUUAGUGAAACCCGGUAAAAGAUGUAUUACGGCUAUUUAAAAGCAUUUCAUCUUUAAUCCGCGCUCUGUUGCUGUAAGCUUAUUUUCACAAUUUAAAUGUUAAAUUUAUCGGAUACACUAAGUAAGUAUACAUCCGUGUAGCUCAAAUACAUCUGUUACCGAAUAAUAAUAGCAUUGAAGAGAAAAAUGCGGAAUAGCUACGGGAAAAUUAAUGCAUCGCAAUAGAAAGCGACGACGAAUGUAAUCUGUUGUUCCCCUUUUGAAGUGUGUAAUGAUAACGAACAGUUCGUUCGAAGGGCAACAGAUUUUGACCGGUGCGAAUGCAUGAGUAAAGCAACUUAAGUAAUGUUUAAAUAAAAUAUGUGUGAUAUGCUUAAUUAUACUCUAUAUAUACUCCCUUAAUGACUAUUGACGUAAUGCAAAUAAAGCAGACUACUAUGACUUCGU